Molecule: messenger RNA, 3369 nt
Organism: Conger conger (European conger)
Lineage: Eukaryota; Metazoa; Chordata; Actinopteri; Anguilliformes; Congridae
Product: Friend leukemia integration 1 transcription factor-like
Exons: 10
Coding region: 504-1859 (451 amino acids)
Biological process (GO): regulation of transcription by RNA polymerase II; cell differentiation
Cellular component (GO): nucleus
Molecular function (GO): DNA-binding transcription factor activity, RNA polymerase II-specific; sequence-specific DNA binding
Source: RefSeq, a predicted model, not a curated record
CUAUUUAUAUUUAUUUGUGGACGUUAUUUGGUUCGUUUUCUUUUAGCUAGUCAAUACAGCAUUUUCAAAGCAAAAAUAAAGUUAGAUUUGUAAAUAGUUUAUUAAUUACCUCGUCAUUUUUAGAAUAAAAAUGAGUCUCUUGGGUAACACAAAACAUGCAAGCCUCCCCAUACUUCCUAUGUUCAAUAUAGUAGCGUAUGUAAACAAGUAUCACUAAAUAUUUCCGCGUUACAAAAACAUAAGUGAAGGAAAAACUUCCAUUGUUUUCAAUCGCUUAUCUCCCCUGGACAAGUAUCCUGCUCUUCGAUGUUGUAAUGAAGGCAGGGCUAGAUGUGACACACAUUGCUUCCCUCUCAAAAGCAGUGACUUCACUUCCCAAAUUUUGGAGGAAAAAAAAUAGUCCCGUUAACCGUCUUUCUCUCCGCUACAUAUCGGGGGCUGGAAUUAAUUCUGCGGCGUGACAUGUUUGGAAUGUUGUUCGAGUACAGUGAAAGUUUCCCAGAAUGGACGGAACCGUUAAGGAGGCGCUGUCAGUGGUGAGUGAGGACCAGUCUCUUUUCGAGCCUCCAUAUGCUGCACCGGCGCCCCUCCCCAAGACGGACAUGACACCCCCGGGACCACCGGACUACGGGCAGCCCCACAAAAUCAGCCCCUUACCCUCCCAGCAGGACUGGCUCAGUCACCCGCUACGCGUGAAGCGCGAGUACAACCACGUCAACGGAGCAGGAUCCAGGGGGUCCCCGGUGGACUGCAGUGUGGGAAAGUGCUCCAAGCCGGUCUGCGGGACAGAGGGGUCCCAGAUGGGCUACGGGGGCUACAUGGACGAGAAAAACGCACCGCCCCCUAAUAUGACCACCAAUGAGAGAAGAGUUAUCGUCCCGGCAGACCCAUCCCUGUGGACCCAGGACCACGUUCGGCAGUGGCUGGAAUGGGCCAUCAAAGAGUACGGGCUGCUGGAGGUGGACCCGUCCUCCUUCCAGAACCUGGACGGCAAAGAGCUCUGCAAGAUGAGCAAGGAGGACUUUCUGAGACUCACCUCCAUGUACAACGCAGACGUCCUUCUGUCGCAUCUCAAUUACCUCAGGGAAAGUAGUUCAACGUUAUCAUACAGCGCUCCAUCUCACACAGAGCAGUCUCCUCGCCUGCCAGCCAAAGAAGAACCCUCGUAUGACGCUGCUCACCGGUCGGGGUGGUCGAGCGGCACGGUCGCUGGAAAAGGCUCCCUGGCAGUCCCGCAGAACGUUCCCAAAUCCACAGAGCCGCAGAGGCCCCAGCCAGAUCCUUACCAGGUCCUGGGUCCCACCAGCAGCCGCUUGGCCAACCCUGGCUCAGGGCAGAUCCAGCUGUGGCAGUUCCUGCUGGAGCUGCUCUCCGACAGCGCUAACUCGGGCUGCAUCACGUGGGAGGGCACGAGCGGGGAGUUCAAGAUGACGGACCCGGACGAGGUGGCGCGGCGCUGGGGCGAACGCAAGAGCAAGCCCAACAUGAACUAUGACAAGCUGAGCCGCGCCCUGCGCUACUACUAUGACAAGAACAUCAUGACCAAGGUUCACGGCAAGCGCUACGCCUACAAAUUCGACUUCCACGGCAUCGCCCAGGCCCUGCAGCCCCACCCGGCCGACUCGUCCGUCUACAAGUACACCCCGGACCUGCCCUACGCGCCCCCCUACCACGGCCCCCACCCGCAGAAGGUCAACUUCGUCUCCUCCCACCCCUCCCCCGUGCCCGUGGGGUCCCCCGGCUUCUUCGGGCCCGCCCCGCCCUACUGGAACUCUCCGUCGGCGGGGAUGUACCCCAACCCCGGCCUCCCCCGCCACCCCAACACCCACGCGCCGUCGCAUCUCGGAAGCUAUUACUGAAACCGCGCCGAACGACCCACACCCGCGAAGAGGAACGCUUAGGACCCCCUCAAUGGAUUCCAUAACAAAGAGAUUUUUUUUUCAUCCGUGGAGUAUUAAUGGAGUGCUACGUAUUUCCCUGUUUGUCUUCCCUCUGCCGCCGUCUGUGGUUUACAAACUUCAGCUUCCUAUAACAGCUUUUACUCGCCACGGCUUCUCUGCAGGCGGGCGCCAGCGCCGCGGUGCAUUGUGGGACUUGUGUGAAACGCGAGGCCUUCGGCUUCCUCUCAGACAAAGGCCCGAGACCUCGUUGAUCAUCACCAACGCUGCCUUAUCACUACAUUUUCUGGGGUUCAUAGUCUGGCAGUAGGUGUGUUUUUUUCCCACGUGUUUCUUUUGUAUUUCCCAUAUCCUUUUGCUUCGUGUUUCGGAAUCCAUCUGCUCCUGUCUUUAUUUUGUUUGGAACGUAUUCCGAAAUCAUCCUGCUCAGGUCUGGAUGUUGGAAACGUCAAAAUCUUGGAAUUAUGGAAAAAGGAGGAAACAAAAGGGCUUCUCUCUGUUUUGGGGUUUUUUCUGUUUGUUUUUUGGAUGAUAUCACUCGUACGGGAUUUGUAAAAUGCCAAGUAUCCAGGUGUUCUGCUGGAACAGACCGGAAUCGGCGUGACUGCGUCAUCGUCUCGAGGCGUCUCCUCUCCAUCUUCGCCGGGAGCCUCCUGUCAUGGCGUCCGAUCACGUUCAGUCCUCCUGCAGUCAGGCCUGCAGAGAUCCCUCCUUCAUGUCCACGGGAAAUCCCUCUUCUAGUGUAUGCAUCCAAACAGGGGGUUUGCCAGGUUUCAGCCACGCCCCUAGUACGUGAAUCUCACACUAUCAUAUUAUAUUCUGACGUGUUUUGUUGACUUGCGAAGCAAUCUGGAGAGCUUCAGAUCACAGCGGACAUAACGAUUGUGACUUUUAUUAGUGUCACUUAGACCAAGAACUACAGUUUAGGUAUCAGGAAAUGCCAGUAAAGAGAAAUAAAUAAAAGGUUAAUAAGGGAAGCGCAAGUCGUCCUUCGAUUCACGAGUGCUGUGCAUUCGUCAGACCUAUUUUCUUGUUUUGUUUUGUUUUGUUUCGUUUUUUAUAAUAAACAUUGGUCAGCUAAGCAUAAAAGGAACUUAGUGUGUAAAUUAUGCAGAUUUAUUUUCAUAUGUGACAGUAUAAAAUAAGAAAUCCAGAGAUUAAUACGAGUUGACCUCGGUCACAAAUGCAAUCGUUUUGUAACUAUCAAGAAGGAGAAAAUGAUCUGUUUGCGAUGUGUAAUAUGUACAAUGUUUUUUUAUUGUCUGUGUUUUGUACAUUUGGACAACUGUUUCUUCAGAAUGUUAUACUGUAAACAGGUCUUAAAUUUUCAGUGCCUUGCCAUGACAACCAAAUAUAUAAUUCCGGCUGCCUUUUAUUGUACUUUUUUAUGGAAACAAUGCCUGUCUGUAUCAGUCGUUUCUUUGCCAUCGAGACAAUCUGUUAUUCUUUAAUAAACUCAUGGUGGCCUAUU